This is a messenger RNA of Hemibagrus wyckioides, 1904 nucleotides long. RefSeq names its product G kinase anchoring protein 1 (gene gkap1). Gene Ontology annotation, cellular component: Golgi apparatus. NCBI's taxonomy places the organism in Eukaryota, Metazoa, Chordata, Actinopteri, Siluriformes, Bagridae. The coding region runs from base 159 to 1280 and encodes 373 amino acids. The record is from RefSeq and is a predicted model, not a curated record. Gene Ontology annotation, biological process: signal transduction. The transcript has 12 exons.
GUCGCAACGCUUUGCUGCUAACAAAAUAAAUAAAAACCGCAUUUGACCCAUUCCGGCUCCCGUAGAGACUGUUGCGCACAGUUUGCAGUAACCUACAGCGACUGCACGAGACUUCCAAGAGACCUACCACAGCAGCACAUCUUCAUUCCGGCUCCAUCAUGGCAUCAACCUUGAUCUCGGUCCCGACCACAGCCUCGCGCUUCGCCCUGCUGCAGGUGGAUUCCGACUCGGACACCGACUCCGACACGGGAAAAGCCAAAUCCUCUCGAGAAACCGGCAAAUCCUCACGCGCAGGGAAAUCUGCCGGUGCCAAGAACAACCAGAACACUGACAAAAAGAAAGACAAGAAGAAACGGAAGAAGGAGCAGCAGCAAAGUGAGACCAAUGAGCUCAGGAACCUUGCCUUUAAGAAGCUGCCUCAAAAAUCCUCGGCACCUCCAUCUACCUUGACGCUGCAGGGUUUAGCCAACGAGCUGCUUAAUUCCAGUGACCGCACGUCCGCUCCACAGGAAAGCUGGCAGGAGUGGAAACAGAGAGAUGAGCGGCUGACCAGCGAGUUGUACGAGGCAGACCUGGAAAAGGCAUUAAUGCUGAGUAAACUAGAGUUUGAGCAACAGAAAAAGGAUGCUGUGAGCGCUGAAACCGCAUCACCCAAAGCCAAAGGAGGAGGGAAGAAAGAGAAGAAAAAGAACCAGCAGGGGAAAGACAAACGCAUCACAGUGUCUCUGAAAGACUUUCAGCAGGAGGGAAACAUGGAUCCACCGAGUAAGAGGCCAGACAGAGAGGAGCCUAAACCCGGAAACACAGCGGCGCACGAAAAGAGAUUCUUUAACCAACUAGAGGACGACGUAACCCGAAUAGUACAGAGGGACAAGCGUCGAGAGCAGUACAGCUGUAGCGCAGGUCAAGAGGUUAACACCUCCUCUGAACAAGAACAGGAUGUAAGAACUGAACAGUUAAAGUUUGAGCUGGAAAAGAAAGACCAGGAAAUAGAAAAAUUGAAGAAGACCAUUUCUCAGUGGGAGGAGAGAUAUAAAGAAGUGAAGGCAAGAAAUGCCCAGUUACUCAAAAUGCUUCAACAAGGCGAGAUGAAAGACAAAGCGGAAAUCUUGCAGCAAGUAGAGGAGCUUCUGAAUAUCAAAGAGGAGCUGACAAAACAGGUGACGUUACUGCAUACGUCAUUAGAACAAGAGAGGUCAAAGGUGAAGGGAUUACAGUCGGAACAACCGAAACAUCAAACCAACCGGAAGGGCAAGAAAGGAUCAGAGGGAGAUUUAUGAAGAUGGACAUUAUGAACAGUUUUAUUCUCCAGCUAACACACACCCCACUUGUUCAGCUCAGCUCAUCUCGCACACACAUACAUACAUCUUCCUGUCUCUCCAUGACUGUAGUCUUAUUUGCUUCAUAACGAUUAUGUGGGUUGCCUUUGUGCUGCUAGGUUUAGAAAUCAUCCAGAAACUUCUGUAUUUUGUUCUUUUCUUUUGAAAGAAGGAUUCAGUAUUUGCUUGGUAUUUUGAGUGAUGUGCAGUGGCUGGUGGAUAUGAUGUGAUUUAACCAGGGUUUGAGUUUCCCAGAAGCAUUACGAACUGCUGACAUUCACUUUAUGCUAUUAUAAAUGCUGUCACUGAGCAAGAUUUAUAUUGUUGAUAAAAGCUGGACCCAGGAUCCAUCCUGAGCCACAAACAGGACUAAAUCAGUAUAAAUGAGCAACUUCUACUAACACAAUUUAGUGUCUUGUGUCAUUUUGUCUGGAAUGGUCUGCCAGCUGCUGCUGAUAAAAAGUGCCAGGGCAUUUCAUCCACAAAGUGAACCAUCCACUUUACUCUGUACUUCACUAAGAGUGGAAGGGUGUACUUUUAAGUUCUUUUUAAUAAAGACGCCAAUCUACUUUUUCAAAGAAUAAA